UUCUUUUGUAAAGAAAAUCUUCAAGGGCUAUUGAAAAACAUGAAUUGGAAAUUUGCUACGGGGUCUAGAAUUAUUGGAUGCUAUUUAUAAAUUAUAGCCACCGCUACAAUGGCGGAGUGGCUAAAUUUUGUCCCUCCGUUGUUAUUGUUAAUGGUGUACUUAUGUGAGUGUAGUCUAGAGUUUGUUGAAGAAUGUGCUCUCAAAGGUUUCACUCCAAACCUGUUGUGUUCAACAUGCGAACUGAUGGACGACUUCAACUUGAGUCCCAUCAAGCCAAGCUGCCUCGAGUGCUGUCAGAAAGAUGAGGCCGAACAAUCAGGACCUGUUAAAUAUCCGUAUGCUGAGCUAGUCGUAUGCGGAUGAAAAUUGGGUCGAUUCCCACAAGUACAGGCAUUUGUGAAAAGUGACCGUCCAAACCAGUUUCCAAGGUUGACAGUGCGCUAUGUGCGUGGUGCCGACCCCAUUAUUAAACUUCUGGAUGAGAACCACAAUGUCGUGGAGACUUUGGGAAUCGACAAAUGGAACACUGAUUCUGUUGAGGAGUUCUUCCUUGAGCAUCUCCAGAAGUAAACGUUCCAGUAUGACUGACUGACUGACUGAAUGAUUUGUAUGAAUGUUAUUUGUAUGAAAAACACUCAUUUCAUUACUGAAUUAUUUUCUUUCUAUCAACACAGAGCAGCAUUUACUGUUUAAAAAUGGUUUAUUAUUUAUAAGGCUAGAAAAAUCAAGACUUCUAGUAAGCUAAACAUUUUGAAUAUUCAGUAUUGAUUUUCAAGCUUAUGCAAUGCAGAUGAUGUUAGUUUUUUUUUAUUCCAAGCAUUACUUUAUUUAUUGCAAUAUUGAAGUUGAAAAUUCUGCUCGAAGUUUUGGAUUCUAUUUUUAGAGAAGAUAUUCAGAAAUUGGUAAUGUUAUUUCUGCAGUGUCAGCCUUGUCAAGUCUAAUGUUUAGAGACAGGACAGUUUUAUGUCAGAUAAUAAUAUAGUUGUGUAAAGAAGAUGGCCUAAUACAUUAUAGAACAAACUCAAUAGAAAUAUUUGAGCUUAGAUCUUGACUCAUUUUGUAUUGUUAAUGACUGUGUGUGUUAGCUCCCUAUCUAUUUAUAGUAACUUAUUGCACAUGUUUGUGUUGGGUGCCUGAACUAUAUCAUUUUCACAUCAAAGAACAUUGAUGAAUAUUGAAUUCUUCUUUCAUGGAUCAGACUAUCCACAAACAUUGUACUUGACAAGUCUAUCACAUGGAAUCUGUCUAUGAUACACUGACAUCAAACCAAUUGGUGUGCCAGUGUUGAUGCUGUGCAGACCUCAGUGUGAUUCAACUCAGACAUAACAUUUUAUCAACUUUCAUUUGGUUUCUUGUAAUCUCAGCAUUGAUAAUUCAUGUUGAAUUAAUUUAUUGAGGAAAUACAUUUUGUUCAAAAAUAAAA
Messenger RNA from Biomphalaria glabrata, 1423 nucleotides. Its product is annotated as selenoprotein F-like. Gene Ontology annotation, molecular function: oxidoreductase activity. NCBI's taxonomy places the organism in Eukaryota, Metazoa, Mollusca, Gastropoda, Planorbidae. Gene Ontology annotation, cellular component: endoplasmic reticulum lumen. The transcript is spliced from 4 exons. The record is from RefSeq and is a predicted model, not a curated record.